Scaptodrosophila lebanonensis is the source of this 4143-nucleotide messenger RNA. RefSeq names its product NPC intracellular cholesterol transporter 1 (gene Npc1a). Gene Ontology annotation, cellular component: membrane. The transcript has 12 exons. The record is from RefSeq and is a predicted model, not a curated record. Bases 158 to 4009 code for a protein of 1283 amino acids. Gene Ontology annotation, molecular function: lipid carrier activity. Lineage: Eukaryota; Metazoa; Arthropoda; Insecta; Diptera; Drosophilidae.
UUUCGAUUCGGUCGUCUUAAUAUCUAGUGGAUACUCGGCUUUAAUCAACUAAAUGUAAAAACUUAUUAAUCAGUGGUUUUAAUGUCAAUUUACAAUCCGAUUAUAUGAAAGAUUACUUUCCAGAUAUGCGUAUGUUUUAUUAAAAAAGAACACCAACAUGAGCUUCUUAACCUAUCCAGGAAGUGCUACCAAUGAAAUUAAGUGUUUCAUAGUCUUUGUGCUGGUGACUUUGUUUGUUCCCUCACAACAGGACUGUGUGUGGUUUGGUGUUUGCAAUAUAGACGCCCUAAGCCACCGUCAAUAUUGCUCCUAUAAUGGCACUGCGAAGGAAAUGGCUGCUGAUGCUUUUCCACUUCUGAAGGAAAGAUGUGGUCAUUUGCUCGAAAAUGGGCAAACAAGCUUUUGUUGUGACGAAGAACAGAUUAAAAUACUAAAUACAAAUAUUAAGUUAGCCGCUGCUAUUCUCGAUCGAUGUCCGGCAUGCAUGGCCAAUUUAGUUCGUCAUAUGUGCGAGUUCACAUGCUCUCCAAAGCAAACAGAGUUUGCCCAUGUUGCUCAAACAGAAAAGAAUGAUCGAGGACAAGAUUACAUAACUGCUUUGGACUUACAUAUUACUGCAGAAUAUUUGAACAAAACUUACAAAUCGUGCUCCCAGGUUUCUGUUCCACAAACGGGUCAACUAGCACUAGAUCUAAUGUGUGGAGCCUAUCCUGCAUCCCGUUGCAGUCCUACAAAGUGGUUCACUUUUAUGGGAGAUAAAAAUAACGUAUACGUACCAUUCCAAAUCACAUAUAUUCAGCAUGAGACAAAUUCAUCAACAAAUGAGUUCAUACCUUUGAACCCAAAAACAACUCCAUGCAACGCACCCGUAAGCGACGAAUUGCCAGCAUGCUCAUGUUCUGACUGCGAGGCAUCGUGUCCACAAGCUCCGCCUGAACCAAUAGUACCGGAUAAGUUUACUAUCGCAGGAUUUAAUGCAUUCGCUGUUAUUAUGACAGUCGUAUUUGCAGUUGGGGCGACUUUGUUCCUAAUGGGUGCUUUUAUUUUUACUGCAGAUUUAUUGAGCGAUGACGAUUGUGAUACUGGAGCGCCUGAAAAUGAGAGAGGCACAGUUUUUAGUCGCGACUCAAGAUACUUUGAAAUGCUCGGUGCACGCACCGAAUUUCAUUUACAACAUUUUUUCACCAGGUGGGGAACAUUUUUCGCGAACUAUCCAUGGCUAACUCUAGGCGGUGGCGCUUGCAUUGUCGCGAUUCUUGCAUAUGGUAUAGCUUUUAUACAAAUAACAACAGAUCCAGUUCAACUAUGGGCUUCGCCAAAAUCAAGAUCGCGAAUAGAAAGGGAGUUCUUUGAUACAAAGUUUGAGCCUUUUUAUAGAAUAGAGCAAAUCAUUAUUAAGGCUGUGGACUUGCCCUUCAUUGUUCACAAUACGUCAAACGGCCCUCUUACUUUUGGUCCAGUAUUUCACAAAGAGUUUCUUACCGAGAUCUUAUACCUUCAAGAGGAAAUAAAAAGUAUCAACGCAAGUGGAACUUCUCUCAAAGAUAUAUGCUACGCUCCACUGACAGAAAACAACGAAAAAACUAUAAAUUGUGUCAUCCAAUCAAUUUGGGGCUAUUUCCAAGAUGAUGUUAGUCGACUAGAUGAUGAAGACGUUGACAAUGGAUUUAAUGUUACUUAUCUGGAUGAUUUGUAUCAAUGCACUAGUAAUCCUUAUCAGUGCCUCGCUCCUUAUGGGGGCCCCGUCGACCCAGCAAUUGCGUUAGGAGGGUUUUUAAAAGCCGGCGAGCAGUUAUCUGGGGAAACAAGAUAUGAAUUGGCAGAUGCAUUAAUAUUGACCUUUUUAGUAAGAAAUCACCUUGAUAAGGAAAAGCUAGUUCCCGCCUUAAAUUGGGAGAAAAAAUUUGUUGAAUUUAUGUCUGGUUACGUCCAAAAUAAGUCAAGAAAGUUUAUGGACAUUGCUUUCACAACAGAGCGCUCAAUCGAAGAUGAAUUAAAUAGAGAAUCUCAGUCAGAUGUGUUAACUAUUUUAGUUUCGUAUAUUAUUAUGUUUUUGUAUAUAGCUAUAUCUUUAGGUCAUGUUCAGGAACUUAAUAGAGCCUUCAUAGAUAGUAAAAUUACUUUAGGUAUAGGAGGGGUUGUUAUAGUUAUGGCUUCUGUUAUUUCGUCAGUUGGUAUGUUUGGAUAUAUUGGUGUACCUGCUACUCUUAUAAUUGUUGAAGUUAUUCCAUUUUUAGUGUUGGCUGUGGGUGUCGAUAAUAUUUUUAUUCUGGUUCAAACUCAUCAGAGAGAUCAGCGCAGGGCAAAUGAAACACACGAAGAACAUAUAGGGCGUAUUUUAGGUCGUGUGGGGCCAAGUAUGUUGCUGACUUCAAUAAGUGAGAGCUGUUGUUUUUUCCUUGGUGGAUUGUCUGAUAUGCCCGCAGUUAGAGCAUUUGCUUUAUAUGCUGGAGUAGCUUUACUUAUUGAUUUCUUGCUUCAAAUCACUUGCUUUGUAGGUCUGUUGACCUUGGAUAUAAAAAGGAAAGAUGAUAAUCGUUUAGAUAUAUGUUGUUUUCUAAAAGGGAAAAAAUCUGAUAGUAUUACUAAUGAAGGACUGUUAUAUAAAUUUUUUAGAAGUAUUUUUGUUCCAUUUUUAAUGAACAUUAAAGUCCGUGCUACAGUAAUGGUUCUGUUCUUUGCAUGGCUUUGUUCAAGUAUUGCGGUAGCUCCAAAUAUUGACAUUGGUCUAGAUCAGGAGUUAGCUAUGCCUGAAGACAGUUUUGUUCUCAAAUAUUUCCAGUCUCUUAAAAAGCAUCUCAAUAUUGGUCCCCCGGUUUAUUUUGUUGUCAAGGGCGACUUAAAUUAUGCCAACACUUCUGUUCAGAAUUUAGUAUGUUCAGGUCGAUACUGCAAUGAUGAUAGUGUUUUAACGCAGAUAUAUUUGGCUAGUAGACGUACAAACGUAACAUAUGUUGCACGCCCCGCUUCUAGUUGGAUAGAUGAUUAUUUCGAUUGGACGACAGCAUCUGGAUGCUGCAGAUAUCACAAGGAUAAUGGCAGUUUCUGUCCACAUCAAAAUAUAUCAUGUGCUAAAUGCAAUAUACGAAAAAAUAGCUUACAACGUCCAGAUCAACAAGAUUUUGGAAAAUACUUACCGUAUUUCUUAAUGGAUAACCCAGAUGAUCAAUGUGCCAAAGCUGGACAUGCUGCUUAUAGUGGAGCUGUUCGAUACAGUAAUGAUAAAAACGGGCUUCAUGUUGACGCUUCUUACUUUAUGGCCUACCACUCAAUAUUGAAAACAUCUAGUGAUUUUUAUUCGGCGUUGCAAUCUGCCAGACAAACUUCUGCUAACAUUACACAAAUGUUGCAAGGCAGAUUGAUUUCUAAUGGCGCACCAAUAGAGUUGGCUCUUAACGUCGAAGUAUUUCCCUACUCUGUGUUUUAUGUCUUUUAUGAGCAGUAUUUAACCAUGUGGGCAGAUACGUUGCAAAGUAUGGGAAUCUCAGUACUUUCUAUAUUUAUUGUUACAUUUAUUUUAAUGGGCUUUGACAUUCAUUCGGCCCUUGUUGUGUCUAUCACAAUUACUAUGAUUGUAAUCAACCUUAGUGGCCUAAUGUAUUAUUGGGAUAUAUCUCUCAAUGCUGUGUCGUUAGUAAAUUUAGUUAUGGCGGUAGGAAUAUCUGUAGAAUUUUGUUCUCAUCUUGUACACAGCUUUUCACUUUCAAAAGAAACAACUAGGGUCGACCGAGCAGCUGAUAGUUUAGUUCAAAUGGGCAGUUCAAUUUUUUCCGGAAUAACUCUUACAAAGUUUGCCGGUAUAUUGGUACUAGCUUUUGCAAAGAGUCAAAUUUUUCAAGUAUUUUAUUUCCGGAUGUAUUUGGGAAUUGUUAUUAUUGGUGCACUGCAUGGACUAAUUUUCUUACCUGUUCUGCUGAGCUAUAUUGGUGCUCCAAAGAACAUUGCUAAGGUGGAAUACAACAACCCAGUUAGUGCCGAGCAAGAGACAUCUCUGUCUGCAGUUAGAUAAUUUUAGAUGAAGAAAAACCAAAAACUAAAUAAAAAUGCGUAGUAAAGAUAUAACAUUUUUACAGGUUGAGGUGUUAUAAAUAUUUUUCUACAUUUUAUGAAUAAAUAUAUCUUAUACAUACUCCACUGACAAAA